CGGACGACCGACAGGAGUCGCAUGAGCAGCAGACACAGCGUGUGAUGCUGCACUGAUGCUGGAAUUCAUCCCUGCUGAGCAGCGUUUGCGGCUGGACUCAGCUGAACCAGGCUGAGGCCGCGCUCAGCCGCCCCCAACCCGGGAGCAGCAGGCUGACACUCAGCUCUCACACUUUUUACAAACCCUCUGCAGGCCGGCAGCAGGCGGCACGUGCAUAGAUUUUAGCAGUUUCUGGAUUCUGGUCGUGUUGUUGUUGUUGUUAGUUUCAGGGUAACAGGGCGUGGCCUGUGCGUGACGUCAUCCGUCACGAACCGAACUUGUUUUGGAGGAAGUGCAGAGAGCCUCGACUACCUGCUAGCGGCUAGCUUCGUUCUUCACGGGGGCAGAAGCGACGAGCGUCAGCGGGAGUUGUUCAAAAGUUGACCCGUAUUCCGACACCCGUACGGUCCGGCACGGCACGGACGGGGCUGCUUUUUGACACGAGGGGUUGGUAGAGAGAGGUUAAACGUUCAAAAAAGGUAUUCGGCUGUUGUUGGCGCUGCUGUUUUCUCACGGCAAACAUUUGCGAAGCUGCUGCUAGCCUGUCGGCUAACGUUUCCAUCUGAGCGACAGAAGAUUUCUUUUCUUUUUCUUUUUUUUUUGUCUUUUAAUUUACUUUCAUUUCUCCGAACGUCAUCUCUCAGCACAAUGACAUCAAGGAAGAAAGUGCUGCUUAAAGUCAUCAUCCUUGGGGAUUCUGGAGUUGGGAAGACCUCAUUAAUGAAUCAGUAUGUGAACAAGAAGUUCAGCAACCAGUACAAAGCCACAAUAGGUGCUGAUUUCCUGACAAAAGAAGUCAUGGUGGACGACAGACUCGUCACAAUGCAGAUUUGGGACACGGCCGGUCAGGAGAGGUUCCAGUCUCUCGGCGUGGCGUUCUACCGCGGAGCAGACUGCUGUGUUUUGGUGUUCGAUGUGACGGCACCCAACACUUUCAAGACCCUAGACAGCUGGAGAGACGAGUUCUUGAUCCAGGCUAGUCCACGAGACCCAGAGAACUUCCCUUUUGUGGUGCUGGGCAACAAGAUUGACUUGGAGAACAGACAGGUAACAACCAAACGAGCACAGGCUUGGUGUCAGAGUAAGAACAACAUCCCAUAUUUUGAGACCAGUGCCAAAGAGGCCAUCAAUGUUGAGCAGGCCUUCCAGACGAUUGCACGCAACGCUCUUAAACAGGAAACCGAAGUGGAGUUGUACAACGAGUUCCCCGAGCCGAUCAAACUGAGAAGCGAGCCGCCCAAGCCGUCGUCAGAGCCCUGCAGCUGCUGAGGAUCUGGAGGUUGCCGUCGCUACCCUGCCUUGCCUUGUCUAUAUAUCCCUUUCCCAUUGCCUACUGUGUUUUACCCCAAUAUAAAAGCAGCAUCCCACUCAUAUAGUAUAUUAAUACACACAAACAUGCUGCAAUCAGUUCUGUGUAUACAAAAAAACCCCAACAUUUUCUACAAAACUCGUUCUCUCUCCAAUAAGACUCAAAGGAAAUGUGAUGGCAUUUACUUGUACGAUCCUUCCUAGUCUUUGCCCUUUUCUCACGGCCCUGGUGUGCUGAGCUAAUGUCAUUUUCAGUUCCGUACGGCUGUUUUCACUCGCCAGCUUGGUCCUAAUUUUUGUUUUGAUACCUCCAAGUGGGAAAUGGCAGCAUUAUUGUGUACAUGUGUUGGAAUGUGUGAGAUUUAAAAACAAAAAACAAAGAUGGAAUUGAGAUUUCAGCAGUGGCGGGUUUUUCUCCUGCAGCACCAACAGGAAACCCGCCAGCCCAUGUUUUAUUCAUCGUAUCGUGGCUCAAAUUACUCUGUCGACCACAAUCAUUGCCAUGGUUUCCAUGGCCUCGCAGACGCGGUGAAUUCGGAAACCUCAGCAGGUAGAUCGCCACAUGUCGCCUCCGGCGUGGAAAAAAAUUAGGAAAACUAUGGAGAAUCUUUAACGAAGGCAAGUCCAACAAGUGUGUACAGACCGUUGUCGUCUUUGUGUUGUGUUGCACUCUGCUGUCAUACUCUGUUCUUGAAUAUUUUGUCAGACAACCCGCUUUGAGCUGCGGCGAGUUGUAGCUCAGUAAAACGAGCUCAGCUCCUCCUCUGAGGUUUGUUGUUCACUGACGGUACAGCACAUCCGACAGGGAGGAGUUUCUCUCAGUAAUAUCAGCGCUUGCAUUUCUUUUCACCAUCAACAGUCUCCUCAAACCUCCCGAUCAUUGUUGGGGAAGUUGUUGUAAAUCUUUAUGACGGACUCUGCUGGUUGCUUUAAGUGCUCAACGUUUGUUUUAACCAAUCAGAUCUUUAACUGUCUCUUUGUAUUAAAAUGUAGAAAUAUAGACUAAACUAGCAUACAUACUGUAACACUGAAAGUUAAUUUUUUUUGGGGGGGGGGGGGGGGGGGGUGACAUUAACCAUUAUUAUGAAUAUGAUUAAUGCACAGCAUCUACAGUGUUUCAACAUGUCUUUGCUUUUCAAGUAAUAAGGGUAAUAAAAGUCUUGAAUCAA
Molecule: messenger RNA, 2516 nt
Organism: Oryzias latipes (Japanese medaka)
Lineage: Eukaryota; Metazoa; Chordata; Actinopteri; Beloniformes; Adrianichthyidae
Product: ras-related protein rab7
Biological process (GO): phagosome-lysosome fusion; endosome to lysosome transport
Cellular component (GO): phagocytic vesicle; late endosome; lysosome
Molecular function (GO): GTP binding; GTPase activity
Source: RefSeq, a predicted model, not a curated record